AUGAACAGGACCUUGGAGGACACGGCCUACCCGGGGCAGGAGGAUGACCUGAGAGAAACGAGAGGUGACCUCGGCCUCAGCCGAACCAUCGUCAUCGUCACGGUGAUUAUGACGGCUCUCGCCACCAUCGCUGCCCUUCUCCGAGCGUACGUCCGGGGUUCUCGGGCACGGCAUUGGGGGGCAGACGACACGGCGAGCAUGGUCCUGGUCCUCACACACAGCAUCAUCGUCUGCGUCAACACAAAAUACGGAAUGGGACGAAACAUCUGGGACCUCGACUUCCACACCUUCGCCACGGGCUCGAAGAUCGCCACCGCGGGCCUCGUCUUCUACCACACGGCCUUGGCGUCGACCAAGACGACGUUCCUCCUGCAAUACCGCCGCGUGUUCCCGUUGCCGAAGUUCCGGCUCCUCUGCGACGCCAUGCUCGUCUUCGUCUCUCUGUUCGCCGUCUCCCAGAUCGUCAUCGGCGCGCUGCGGUGCAUCCCGCUCGCUACGGACUGGAUCCAGCUCAGGGAGGGGCAGGGAGGGUGCGUUCACCUCGUGGCCUGGUGGCACGCCAACGCGGCUGUCAAUCUGGCCACCGACCUUAUCAUCCUUGUCAUGCCCAUGCCGCAUCUCAAACGACUGCCUUUGCCAAGAAAGCAGAAAGUCAUUCUCAUGGCGAUUUUUGGACUGGGUAUCUUUACGUGCGCCAUCUCCAUCAUCCGCAUCAACGCCUUGGUGAUCGGCGCGACGUCCCAAAACAUCACCUACGACAACGCCAUCUCAGGCCUCUGGGGCACCGUCGAGCUCUGCUGCGCCACCAUCUGCGUCUGCACGCCGACCCUCCGCCCGCUCGUCGGCACCGUCUGCACCCGGCUCUCAUCCAUGCACUUCCGCCCCGCCUGGUCCAAGCGACGCCUAUCCGACGGCACGACCAACACGGCGCUAAGCAGCGUGAUAAUAAAGCCGGAGCCCACGGGCCAGGACCAGGACCAGGACCAGGACCAGGACCAGGACCAGGACCAGGACCAGCAUCAGCAGCAACAGAAAGAGCGGGAAGAGCAGGAACACCACGAUCGGCACUAUCCGCCGUGGACAUCGCGUUUCCCGGACGAAACCGGCACCGACGUGGAGGCGGCAGCAGGCCGAAGAGGACUCGGUCUGGAGAUACGGCCGCCGCCGCGCGUGGCGCGCCACGAUUACGGUUUCUCCCGGAGCGGGACCGCGAGUUUGCGGCGGAAUCCGAGUGCGGCGGACUGGCCCAUGGAUGAUGACGCCGCCGACUUGGAAGAUGACCUGGACUUGGAUAUGGAUAUGGAUAGGAUGGACCUGCACGACGACGAGCUGCCUACCUUGCUGUAUCCUCCCCCGCGGAGCCAUGUGCAGCGCUCUUCCAUGCCGAGUUCGAUCGAUGGAGGGGGUAGCAGACCACCACCGGAGGCGUCCGAGGCCGGGGUGAGGCUGAGGCGAGAGGAGUUUUUGGACAAAACUACGCACUUUGGAACCCACCGGAUGGGUUUCUUCUGUCUCCGGCCCGCCAAUCGCGGGUUGUUGCGCUUGAGGGUCGGGGGCCAUUUGACCAGGGAUAUCGCAAGUCGUCCAAAGGUGCCGGUACAUGGCAUUGACGGGCUAUCUCCCAUCUACGCCUCCUGUCGGCGCCUCAUGACCUCGUUCUGGCCGUCCAAGUCACGGGGGUCUCAACUUCGACAAAGGGACCCGGCUGGGGAUAUAAGGGGCAUGACUACCCCGACCGUUCACCGAGGCCAAGCGGAGACGAAUUUGCCAGUCAGCCAUACAAAAGCGACAACAGUUGAGAACAGCGACGAGCAUGCAUCCUUAUCGUUGCUCAGCUGGGAUCGGAAGAAUUCAGGGGGGGAGAAGGCUGUCAAAUACCACGGCCUUCCCUUGGUAGUCGAAUAUCCGGAAGAGAGAGACGCGUCGGUGUCAGAGUCCUGCACUGAGCGCAGGGAAUGA
Molecule: messenger RNA, 1959 nt
Organism: Sodiomyces alkalinus F11
Lineage: Eukaryota; Fungi; Ascomycota; Sordariomycetes; Glomerellales; Plectosphaerellaceae
Exons: 6
Coding region: 1-1959 (652 amino acids)
Source: RefSeq, a predicted model, not a curated record